Molecule: messenger RNA, 594 nt
Organism: Cannabis sativa
Lineage: Eukaryota; Viridiplantae; Streptophyta; Magnoliopsida; Rosales; Cannabaceae
Exons: 1
Coding region: 1-594 (197 amino acids)
Source: RefSeq, a predicted model, not a curated record
AUGGCUACUCAGUCAUUAGCCCCGUACAAGAAGCCCGCACCCAUGAAAAAAGAUGUCAGCAAUAGAGACAUUACCAAGUUUUGUCAUUUUCAUGGGGAUUACGGCCAUGACACCAAUGAAUGCAACAAUCUGAAGCGGGAAAUUGAAUUCCUGAUAAGGAAAAAUAAUCGGCACGUACAGAAGUAUGUCAAGGUCAAUCAGAAUCAGAGGGGCGAUAACAACCAAGACGUGCUACCACCACCAGUAGAUGGACAUCUGCAAGUCAUUAUUGGAGGUUCACACAUAGCUAGAGAUUCAGGCGAAGCCCGUGAGAGGUAUGCCCGAACAGUACAACACGAGCAAGAAGAAGUAGUCCUGGCCAUAGAAGGGAGGAAGCCGAAGAUCCCACGAGCAGGGGAACCCACCAUAACAUUUAAUGAUGAAGAUACUGUCAAGAUCAGAUUUUCGCACAACGACCCGUUGGUCGUGGAAGUCCAGAUAGCCAACAAGAUGGUAGCCAGAACCAUGAUAGAUAAUCGAGCCUCUUCCAACAUCUUAUUCAAGACCACAUAUGGUUCGGGUCCAGGGUCGGCACCGAUUCCAGAUCUGGGUUGA